Messenger RNA from Pneumocystis murina B123, 1086 nucleotides. RefSeq lists its product as hypothetical. The transcript has 8 exons. Gene Ontology annotation, cellular component: mitochondrion. NCBI's taxonomy places the organism in Eukaryota, Fungi, Ascomycota, Pneumocystomycetes, Pneumocystales, Pneumocystaceae. Gene Ontology annotation, molecular function: protein-containing complex binding. The coding region runs from base 1 to 1086 and encodes 361 amino acids. The record is from RefSeq and is a predicted model, not a curated record.
AUGAUAUUGCAACAUUGUAAAUCAUUAAGGCAAAAAUUCAUCCAAACAAUCCAUUUCAGAUAUUUUAAUUAUAAUUCAAAUAAAAAAUUAAUACAUGAUAUUCAAAUAUCUAGAACAGGAAAAACUCUAAUAAAAAAAGGAACAGAAGGCCGAUCAUCAAUUAGCGGACAUAUUGCUACAAUUUUUGGGGCUACUGGCUUUCUUGGAAGAUAUCUUGUAAAUAAUUUAGCAAAACAGGGAACAACUAUAAUAAUACCAUGGAGAGAUCAAGAUUCUAAAAGACACCUUAAGGUUUUAGGUGAUCUCGGACAAAUUGUUAUGAUGGAGUUCGAUUUACGAGAUGAAAUAUCUAUUAAAGAAUCAGUACGGCAUUCUAAUAUUGUAUAUAAUCUUAUAGGGAGGGACUAUGAGACAAAGAAUUUCUCUUAUGAAGAUGUUCAUAUUCAUGGAGCUGCAAAAAUUGCAAAAGCAUGUGUUGAAUACAAUAUAGAUCGCCUAAUACAUAUAUCGACUCUUAACGCAAACAUAAAAUCACCAUCGAAUUUCUAUAAAACAAAAGCUCUCGGAGAAGAAACUGUACGUAAUAUAUUUCCUGAAGUAACUAUAGUUCGUCCGUCAAUAAUGUUUGGUGCUGAAGACCGUUUUUUAAAUUACCUAGCAAGUACGAAAAUUUUAUUAACCACGAAUAAUAACCGUGAGUUAAUUCGACCUACUUAUGUAAAAGAUGUUGCUCAUGCUCUUGAAUUGAUAAUGUUUGAUGAAUCUACUGCAGGUCAAAUUUACGAAUUAUAUGGACCACAAGAAUAUUCUGUUGCAGAAAUCAUAACUAUGAUUACUCAUAUUACACAUUGUCGACAAUGGCAUCUUAAUGUCUCCAAGUCUAUUUUUUCAAUUAUUGCAUCUGCUUUAAACUUGCUUUGGUGGCCAACUAUAAGCCCCGACCAAGCUCAAACACAAUGCAUUGAUUAUAAAAUUACAAAUAAUACAAAAACUUAUACACAUUUAGGAAUAAAACCUCAACAUUUAGACAAACUUGCAUUCAAAUACCUACGAAUGUAUCAAUUUUCUAACAAUACGUACAUAUAA